AUGUUCAACUGGAUAAAAUCCCCAACACUCCCAGACACCAUCGAGACCCAAGCCUUCCGCUCCAUCUCUGGAGGACCGAUCCUCCGAAUCAACACCCUCAACGACCGCACCCACCGCAUGAAACUCGUUCCCUGGGAAGACAUCCUUGAACUCUUUCCCAACGCCAUCUAUCUCCGUGAUGCCAAUGGCAUCGUCAUGCCUGCCCGUGAUAACUCUUCCAAGAGGAUAUCGCCAAAAUCAAUCAAACUGCAAGCGGACGUUGUUCUAGAAGUCGUAUCCACCCACGACGAACCACCAACCUCCGCACGCCCCGAAAUCAUCACCAGCACAGCCGAAGAUGACCCUGUUAUCCAAUCCAUGGCAGGAACAGGAAUCACAGGAGGAAGAACCUCUACCUCUUCGGUACCACGAGGAUCCACAGACUUUGACCUCGCACGAUCCGCAUCUUCUGCAAGGAACAGCUCAGGACGCAACACCCAGACUACCCAUACCGGCAGCUAUAACAAGUCAUAA
This is a messenger RNA of Linnemannia hyalina, 513 nucleotides long. Lineage: Eukaryota; Fungi; Mortierellomycota; Mortierellomycetes; Mortierellales; Mortierellaceae. The record is from the annotation of a GenBank genome assembly.